This is a messenger RNA of Lodderomyces margitis, 834 nucleotides long. Its product is annotated as mitochondrial 54S ribosomal protein uL3m. NCBI's taxonomy places the organism in Eukaryota, Fungi, Ascomycota, Pichiomycetes, Serinales, Debaryomycetaceae. Gene Ontology annotation, biological process: translation. Bases 1 to 834 code for a protein of 277 amino acids. The transcript has a single exon. The record is from RefSeq and is a predicted model, not a curated record. Gene Ontology annotation, molecular function: structural constituent of ribosome. Gene Ontology annotation, cellular component: mitochondrial large ribosomal subunit; ribosome.
AUGUUCAGUAUCAAGCUGCUAAGUACUGGCUUGGCACCUGCAAGCACCCAGUUUAUACGAAAUGUUGCACAAAUAACAUCCAUCCAUGCCAUCACAUCACUAAAGACAACUCCCCCUUCCAAGAAUCAUUCAGUGGAAGAAGGAAAUAAACGUAAACAGUUACUAGAAAGACCGGGUCUUUUCGGUAUAAAACAAGGGAUGAUAACUUGGUUUACUUCAAAAGGAGAACAAAUACCGGCAACUGUUUUGGAGAUCGAUUCCGUUGAAGUCAUUGGUCACAAAACAAGAGACGAAGUUGGAUAUGACGCCAACAUCAUUGGCACAAUUGAUAAAUUAAAAAACUACCCAAGAUUGAGUGAGUUGAAAAUGUUUGAAGAAGCAGGCACGUCGCCCAAAUACAAGUUUGGAGAGUUUAGAGUUCGAGAUUCGUCGAGCUUGAUUCCAUUGGGAACUGAACUUAAAGCUGAUUACUUUGCUGUCGGGCAGUUAGUUGAUGUCAAGGGGAUAACAAAGGGUAAAGGAUUUGCUGGUGUGAUGAAGCGUUGGAACUUCAAAGGUGGUAGAGCAACACACGGUGUUUCAAAGGCACAUAGAACCCCUGGUGCAAUGGGUGGUAACCAAAACCCAGGUAGAGUUUUGCCCGGAAAGAAGAUGCCAGGAAGAAUGGGAUGCUCCAACAUGACUGAUUUCAAUAAGGAAGUAUUGCAUGUUGAUGGCGAUGCAGGCAUAUUGAUUUUAAAGGGAUGUAUUCCAGGACCAAAUAAAGGUAUCGUUAGGAUCUCGGAUGCGAUAAAGUUGUAUGGUAAAUCAUUGAACCAACUUGCGAGGGAGUAG